This is a messenger RNA of Antechinus flavipes (yellow-footed antechinus), 6970 nucleotides long. It is a transcript of the gene ZC3H7A, whose product is annotated as zinc finger CCCH-type containing 7A. The coding region runs from base 2907 to 5813 and encodes 968 amino acids. The record is from RefSeq and is a predicted model, not a curated record. Lineage: Eukaryota; Metazoa; Chordata; Mammalia; Dasyuromorphia; Dasyuridae. Gene Ontology annotation, molecular function: miRNA binding; protein binding; metal ion binding. The transcript has 23 exons. Gene Ontology annotation, biological process: miRNA processing.
UAGGACUGCUUGCCAUCCUGGGGGGGGGGGGAGGAAGGAGGGAGGGGAAAAAACGAAACAUAAGUGAUUGCAAGGGAUAAUGUCGUGUAAAAAUUAUCCUGGCAUGGAUUCUGUCAAUACAAAGUUAUUAUUAAAUAAAAUAAAAUUAACUAAGAUAUCCAGGGUGCUAACUUGGUCUUCACAAUCAACAAUGUAUUUACACUCUUUUUAUGAAUUUAAUCAUCAACAAAUUAUUUCAAAAUACACAGAACUACUGUGUGAUAUUGGUCGAGUUACUUAAAUUCUUAAGUCCUCAAUUUCUUUAUCUGUGGAAGGAGAGAGUUCACCUUUCCUGAGGCCUUUAGAUUAAUCUUGGUACUCAUCUCUUGGUAAGAGGUAAUAAAUCUAAAAUACAGGAGACAUGCAUUUUUAAACAUAGCCAAUGAAGAAAUUUCUUUUAAUUGCCUAUGAAUAUUUGCUGUUAAGGGUUUCUGUUUUUCUUAUUUUAUUGGGAGAAAGACAAUGCUUAAUUAAAAAGAAUAGAUUUUAAAAUAAGGUUAGACUAGGUAUGUUCCAGCUCUAAAACUUUGAUUUUUGAUAGACAAAUAUCUUUCCAAUAGAAAAAAACAAUUAUCUUUCCAAUAGGUAAAAAACAAUCUCAGUAGAACCCUUCUUUAGAAGCAGAUUAAAUUGAAAAACUGAUCAUAUUUGAUAGCCCAUGCUUCAUUUAGUACUCUACUGAGAGAAGGAUGUAGUUUCUCAUUGGUCUUCUAGAAUCAAAACUGAUUCUGUAGAUCUCUAGUUUUUCCCUCUGUUUAUUAUGGCUAUUUUGUAUAUUUAUUUUAUCUUCUGCUUUCUUUACUCUCCAACAGUUUACACAAGUUUCUCUGGAUUUCACAUUUUCAUUGUUUUGUAUAGUUACACAGUCAUACACACACAUACACACAUAUAUAUGGUAUAAUUUUUAUAUGUAGAGAGAAUAUAGAAUUUCUCUAUAUGAAAUUAUGAAAAACUGAUAUACCCUCUUCCCACCAAAAUACACACAUACACACAAACGCACACAUUCAUAAUAUACUGUUACUUUCAUGAAGGAAUAGAUCUUGUAUCCAUCUUGGGAUCUAUACAUACCUAUACCUGCCUUUAUUUUUUUUUAAUCAACCUGGUUCCCAUAAAUAAGUAUUGUGUUAAAUAGUGGAGACACAAACAAAAUUGAAAUAGUUCUCUGUCUGUUUAGGUGCCAGUGAAGGAUACACCUAUAGAGGAUUAAAAUUUUAAAAAAAUUAUAUAUUAGGGGAAGACACCAUGAUUGUAAACCAAAGGGCAAUAAACUGUCUCACUUUCUAGUAGCAAAGGUAGUGUUUAUUUCACUAUUGUUCCUAUAGUAAAAGGGAGUGGAGAAACAAUGGUCAUGCUUGUUAGACCCUAGUUAUCUGAUGAAUCAAUAUAACAAUAUUGAUUGAACAAUAUAAGCAUUUUGCUUACAGGUCUUUAUUUAAUAGAGCCACCAAAAUAGACACACCCUCUUUAAUCUCUUGCCCUGGCUAUUAUAAUAGCUUGCUAAUUGUACCUCCCCCAGAAAAUUCUCCCUCUAUCCUGUUAUUAGAUAUUCCUAAAGUCCAUGCUGCUUUUCUGUUCAAAACUCUUGUGGUAGUCCUCUAUUUUCUCUUAAUAUCUUCUUUUCUUACUCUCAUUUAAAGUCCUGUGAAAAGUAGCUUUCGAAUACUUUUUUUCACACUCAUUUGACAUUAUACCCUUUCAUUCACUCUACUUUCCAGUCAAACUAACACACUGGACAAGCUGGAAUUUGAAGACACAGCCUUCCUUGGCACAGGCCAAUCUUCAUGCCCUCCUUUCCCUUCCUCUUUUUUGCCUUUGGGCAUCCUAUUUCCUCCCCCCCCAAUCCUCCUCCCUCUCCCUCCCUCCCCCAAUCAAAUUCUGGUCAGGAGCCACCUCUACAGACUAGGAAUUACUUUGUAUUUACUCUGCAUAUAUCUAUAUAGAGAUAUAUAUGUUUAUAUCUCUAUAUAGAUAUAUACACACACACACAUAUAUUUAGUAUCAUGUACUUAUUUCUCCUCAGAACCUUGUAAAUUCCUCUAGGGCAUAAACCGUUUCUUUUUUAUUUCUUUUUGUCUUUGUGUUGUAGGGCGUACCAGCUCGUACCAGUUCACCUAGGCUUUUUGUAGAGGUUGGUUCAAUGAAUCGAUGAACAAAUAUUUAGCUCCCAAUAUGAAAGAAUGGCUGUUGUUACAACUGAGGAAAUCGAGAAUAGUACGUGGAAGACUGUGGAUUGGCACUCACAUCUCUUCUGAUUCGAAAUCUUUAACACUUUCCCCACUAUCCCGCUCCGGGAUCUCCGGCAGCUGGGUUUCCAAGUCUCUGAACCCUCAUUCCAUAUAACCUGUGUUACAGGUUAUUUGUAUUUACGGUUCUUUUCCCUUCCCCCUCUGGAUCCCUCUGCGCGAACACAAGCCUUAAACGCAAAACGCCGGUAGAAGUGGCUGGAGAUAGGGGAGAGGGAGAUGGUAAAGGGUUAGGUUUCCCUUACCGGCCUGGCCCUUCUCCGCCAGGCCGCCGUACGAUGGCGUACGUGGGGCCAGAGACCACAACAUGGCGGCAGCGCCUCUCCAGGGCCUAGUUCCCUCGGUUCCCGUCGUCGUCCUUUCAGCCAAUGAGGAGGCGUCUCGGUUGGCGGGAAGCGGCCUCCUACCGCCAGGGGGCGUCUUGGCAGGGAAGCCAAAGGAGAGGAUUCGUAGUCGCCGCCGCUACCGCCGCUGCUGUUGGGGUGGGAGCCUCUAGAGAAGACACCUAAGCGCCCUGCAGCGCUACACCCGAUCCUUCGCGGUCUCGGUCUCCUGCUUCAUCCCUGGACCGGCUCGCUCGAACGCAGCAGAGGGUGAAUCUAGAAAUUGGAUGUGCAGGAUAACAUGUCCAAUGUUUCUGAGGACAGAAGAAACAGGCAACAGGAUAUUAAGAAAGGACUGCAGUUUAUACAGUCACCUUUGCCAUACCGAGGAACACAAGAACAGUAUGAGGUGUUUUUAUGGACACUUAUAAAAAAUCUCUUUAAUGAAGGAAAUGAUAUAUAUCAAGAUUGUGACUGGAAUGGCUCAUUAAGUCAGUAUACAGAAGCUUUAAACAUAGCUGAUUAUGCAAGAUCAGAAGAAAUUGCAAUUUCUAAUGAAAUAUUAGAAAAACUGCAUAUAAAUCGUAUUGCAUGUUAUUCAAAUAUGGGAUUGAAUGAUAAAGUUCUAGAAGACUGUGAUAAAGUUUUAAGUUUAAAUCUUAACAACUGUAGAGCUCUCUAUCGGAAAGCUAAAGCCUUAAGUGAUUUAGGAAGAUAUAAAGAAGCUUAUGAUGCAAUAGCAAAAUGUUCCUUGGCAGUACCUCAGGAUGAGUGUGUAAUAAAAUUAACUCAAGAACUAGCCCAGAAAUUAGGAUUUAAAAUAAGAAAAGCGUAUGUCAGAGCAAAGUUCUCAAAUUCAGUUCCGGGGGAAGUAGCAACAAAGGGUUUAAAGAGCUCUAUAGAAGACAUAGAGUUAGAUUUGUCAGAUCCAAAGCAAGAAGCUGCUCCUGUUAUUUCUCUUCUCCCUCCUGACUUUGCUCCUGAAUUAUCAAAUGAAUUAGCUUCACUUCCUAUUACAUCUUUAACUCCUGUUUUACCAUUACAAAUGGAAAAGAGUCCUCUGCCUUCUGCCAUGUUGGCAAAUGGGGGAAAGAUUUCCUUUACUUUGCCUGAAGCAUACUUAGAUGAUGGAGAUAUUGUCCUUGGUGAUGAAAUAGAUGAACUACUUGAUUCUGCACCAGAAGCUGAUGAAACUGUUUUGACAGCCACAGUAGUCAGAGGAUCCAUUCCAACGUCUAGUGUUACUCCUAGUAUACCUUUUUCUGCACCUUUAUUAGGAACGUGUGCAGGGUAUGUUCCUGCAUCUUCCUUUUCAGAAAUAUAUCCACAGCCUUUGACUUCAUCAUUGGAAGAUUUUUGUUCUUCUUUAAAUACAUUUUCAAUGACUGAUUCCAAAAGAGAUCUGCCCACAUCAACAUCUAGAGAGGGAGCACUGCUUAACAACAAUAAUUCUUCCAUUUUACUAAUGAAUGGACCAGCUAGUUUGUUUGCUUCUGAGAGUUUCCUGGGAAUUUCAAGUCAACCUAGAAAUGAUUUUGGUAAUGUUUUUAGUAGUGGGUCUCCUAAAGUAUCUUCAACUGUAGCUGGAAGAAAUCCACUUGAAGGAACUCAUGAAUUACGGCAAGCGUGUCAGCUCUGUUUUUUAAAAUCAGGUCCUAAAUUAAUGGAUUAUACCUACCUUCCUACAUUAGAUCAUAAAUGUAAGAAGGACAUUUUAAUUGGUAGAAUAAAGAAUGUUGAAGAUAAAUCAUGGAAAAAAAUACGUCCACGACCAACAAAGACAAAUUAUGAAGGGCCUUAUUAUAUAUGUAAAGAUGUUGCUGCUGAGGAAGAGUGUAGAUAUCCAGGUCACUGCACUUUUGCCUAUUGCCAAGAAGAGAUUGAUGUGUGGACACUGGAACGAAAAGGUGCAUUUAGUCGAGAGGCUCUUUUUGGUGGCAGUGGAAAGAUAAAUUUUACUGUGUUCAAACUUCUUCAAGAACAUCAUGGAGAAUUUAUAUUCCUUUGUGAGAAAUGUUUUGAUCAUAAACCUCGAAUAAUAAGCAGGAGAAAUAAAGACGUUUCUUCUUCUUGCUCUCACCCAGUUACGAAGCAUGAAUUUGAUGACAACAAAUGCCUUGUUCACAUUUUACGAGAAACUUCAGUCAAGUAUUCUAAAAUCCGUGCUUUCCAUAGUCAGUGUCAGCUUGAUCUGUGUCGUCAUGAAGUUCGCUAUGGCUGCUUAAGGGAAGAUGAGUGUUAUUAUGCACACAGUCUUGUGGAAUUAAAAGUCUGGAUAAUACAAAAGGAAACAGGUAUAACACAUGAUGCCAUUGCGCAGGAAUCUAAGCAAUAUUGGCAAAACGUGGAAGCAAAAACCCCUGGAGCACAGGUCCCCGGGAACCAAGUAAAAUAUGGAUCUCUUAAUUUAAAGAUAAAAUUUGUAUGUGCCCAGUGUUUGAGAAAUGGUCAAGUCAUCGAGCCAGAUAAAAACAGAAAAUAUUGUAGUGCUAAAGCAAGGCAUUCGUGGACCAAAGACCGUCGAGCGAUGAGAGUGAUGUCUAAUGAACGUAAGAAGUGGAUGAACAUCCGUCCUCUUCCCACAAAGAAACAAAUGCCUUUACAGUUUGAUUUGUGCAAUCAUAUUGCCUCUGGCAAGAAAUGCCAGUAUGUUGGAAAUUGUUCAUUUGCGCAUAGUCCUGAGGAGAGAGAAGUUUGGACUUAUAUGAAAGAGAAUGGAAUACAAGAUAUGGAGCAAUUUUAUGAUAUUUGGCUAAAGAGUCAAAAACCUGAAAAAACUGAUGAUGUAGCUGGCCAGUCAAAUAAGGAAAAUGGGAAACAAAUUCACAUGCCAACAGAUUAUGCUGAAGUUUCUGUGGACUUUCACUGCUGGCUGUGUGGGAAAAAUUGUAAUAGUGAGAAACAGUGGCAAGGUCACAUUUCUUCAGAGAAGCACAAAGAGAAGGUUUUCCACACAGAAGAUGACCAAUAUUGCUGGCAGCACCGUUUCCCAACAGGAUAUUUUAGUAUUUGUGAUAGAUAUGUGGCUGGUACUUGCACCGAAGGAAACACCUGUAAAUUUGCCCAUGGAAAUGCUGAACUUCAUGAAUGGCAAGAACGAAGAGAUGUUCUAAAGAUGAAGCUUAGCAAAGCCAGAAAAGAUCACUUGAUUGCACCAAAUGAUAAUGACUUUGGAAAAUAUAGUUUUUUGUUUAAAGAUUUAAACUAAUACUAAAAGUGAUAUGUUUCCUAAUCAAAGCAUCAACCUGAAAAUUUCAAAGUAUUCAAAAGCAUGUAGCAGAGAAGCUGCAAGUUUUCUGCUUGUAUUGGCAUAUAUAUUGUUCCUCCUGAACAACAUUCUACAGUGGUUAUGAAAAUGGGGUGUUUAACAGAUCUGGCUGAGCCGUCAUGAAACCAGAUGGUAAAGUGACAGGCUGCCAUAAAGUAUGCCCGAUUUGCCAUCUGUUGAACAUAAUUUUGGAUGGAAGGUUGUUAGGGGGGAAAGGAUGAGGAAAAGGAAAACCUCUCUUGAGUUGGUCCUUAAGCUGAGACCUUUAAGGUAAGAUUAUAAACCAGUGUUCUGGAAUAAGAAGACAAUGAUGGAUGAAAUAAUAUUAAGUGUUUUAAUGGAAAGAGUCUGUUUAAAAAGAAAUAAAGUUUGCUACUUAUCUGUAUGUAGGUUGCUUAAAAGGAUUUUCUUAAUAAAGAUUUUAAGCAAAAUAACCAUUUAACACUAGUAUAUGUUGAAUGGGGUAUUUUUUCCUCUAUUUGUAUGUUUCACUAUCACUUACCGAAAAGAAUCUUGAAGAAAAUGUGCACUAAGAAUUUUUGGAAAAUUGGCUGAAAUUUUGAUUUUUUUGGUCUUUGCUGUUAAAUGAUGAUUUUGAAAGAUUUUACUUGUAUUGUUGGUAUUGUGUAUUGUAUGGACCAAUAUUGCCUGUAAUAAAACUUUAUAUAAAUGCCUUUUUGGGGGGAGGGGGGACCAGUCCUUUUUAAUGAAAGUAUUGAGGAAACAUUUUAUUUUCCUAUUCAAACAUUAAGGUUCCUCAAUUUUUUUUUUUUUUUUUGUAGUCAGGAAAUUAUGUACUAAAUGCUUAAAUAUUUACCUGCCUUUUUGAAUGGAUACUUUUUCUUUCUGUAUGCUUUCCUUUUGAAUAAGAAUCUUCUGUGUUAUGACUUACAUGCAGUUUCUUAUAUUAGCUAUAGUGCUGUUUCAUGUUUUAUCCUAAAAGGAAUGCAUGAUGUCCCUGAAAAGGUGAAACCCAAUGUUAUGUCAUCUUUAGCUUUUAGUACCGACUUUCAUAUCGAUUUAUGAAGCCAUCUUACCCAUGCUAUUUUGAAAUAAAGCAGUAAUGUAAUUAAAAUAAACUACUUCUCACUGCUAAA